This is a messenger RNA of Melampsora larici-populina 98AG31, 1961 nucleotides long. RefSeq lists its product as uncharacterized. The transcript is spliced from 5 exons. Gene Ontology annotation, molecular function: serine C-palmitoyltransferase activity; pyridoxal phosphate binding. The record is from RefSeq and is a predicted model, not a curated record. The coding region runs from base 29 to 1753 and encodes 574 amino acids. NCBI's taxonomy places the organism in Eukaryota, Fungi, Basidiomycota, Pucciniomycetes, Pucciniales, Melampsoraceae. Gene Ontology annotation, biological process: ceramide biosynthetic process; sphingosine biosynthetic process. Gene Ontology annotation, cellular component: endoplasmic reticulum.
ACGAAAGAAAGAAAGAAAGAAAGAAAGAAUGUCAUCACCAACCAAUCAAUCAGAACUAGCACCUUACUUAAAUGCAAUCUACUCAAUAUCAUCUAACACUUUAAAACUAAUUAGAUACUUACCUGGUUCUGAAAUCUUAUUGCGUUAUAUCAAGUCAUCUCAUCAAAACGAUCCAUUUCGUACUUUACUUGAAAUCUUAUUAAUCUUUUUUGUUAUUAGAACUUGGAGACAAUCUAGAACUAGAGGUGAUGUAGGGACCGGUAAAAACUUUGUCAAAUUGACUCAAAAGGAAAUCGAUGAAUUGGUAUUGGAGUGGAAACCAGAACCAUUAGUAGAUCCACCCUUAAGAUCAACCCAAGCCCUUUCAAGACCACCAAUAAUAAUAGGUCCACCCAUAACUAAACCUAAAAUAAUUUAUGGAGAAGCAGCCGAAAGGUUUAUCCAAAGUCCAGAAAACGAAGAUAGUAUAGACCCAAAAGAUAUUAAAGUAGUUUUGAAUCUUGCUAGUGUGAACUUUGCUGGUUUGAUUGGUAAUGAACAAGUUAAACGUAAGGCGAUUGAACAACUCAGAAGAUCGGGUGUUGGAUCUUGUGGUCCUCCUGGAUUUUAUGGAACUUUUGAUGUUCAUAUGGAAUUAGAACAAGACAUAGCUAGAUUCAUCGGAUUACAGUCCUCAAUCAUUUACGCCCAAGGUUUCUCAACUACUUCAUCAGUAAUCCCAUCGUUUAGUAAAAGAGGUGAUAUAAUAGUAGUAGAUCGCGGUGUAAACUUUUCAAUUCAAAAAGGUAUUCAAAUCUCUCGUUCUACCAUCCGUUGGUAUGAUCAUAAUGAUUCAAGCAGUUUAGAAAAAGUUUUAGAACAACUUAAAUUAGAAGAAAUUAAAUUUAGAAGGAAAUUAAGUAGGAAAUUCAUUAUUACUGAAGGUCUUUUUGAAUCUGAUGGUCAACUGUGUGAUCUACCUAACAUCAUCAAGCUGAAGGAAAAGUACAAGUUCAGGUUGAUCCUGGAUGAGACUUGGUCGGUCGGAAGCAUCGGAAAGACUGGUCGUGGUCUUACCGAGUACUUUGGAGUCCCUGCUACCUCAGUGGAUAUCUUAAUCGGGUCACUAGCCACGAGUUUCAAUUCUGGAGGAGGAUUCUGUGCGGGUUCUAAUGAAGUAGUAGCCCACCAACGUAUCAAUUCAGCUGCCUUAGUGUUCUCAGCAGCAUUACCACCUUUAUUGGCCUCAGCAGCAUCUGAAACAAUCAAAAUUUUAUCAGAAGAAGAUGGAGAAGAAAGAAUGAGAAGAUUGAGAAAAAAUAUCUCAAUUUUUAGAGAUUCAUUAAGUUCGAUUUCAACUGAAGGAUCUUCAACACCAUUAAUAAGGAUCCCAUCACAUCCAGAUUCACCAAUGUUACAUUUUAAUUUAAAAUCAAUUGAACAUGAUGAACAAGAAAACGAAAAAUUAAAUUCAUCAUUAUCAUCUAAUUGGAAACCUAAAUCAAAUCAAAAUCAAGUUGAUUUAAUUUCAAAAGAAGAUUUAUCUUCAUUUGAAGAACAAGAAGAUUUAUUACAAUCUAUUGUAGAUAAAUCUAUCAAAGAUAAAUCGAUUCUAAUCACUCGUACUAAAAAAGUUUGGGAACAAGAGAUUGAUCCUAUGCUACCUUCUAUUAGGAUUUGUUUAUCAGCUGAACUUACUGAAAAUGAAGUUGAAGAAGCUGGAAUGAAAUUGGUUGAAGUGAUUAAAGAAGUUUUAGUUAAACCUUCUAUUUGAAAACAUUACUUUGUGUGUUUUAUUUAUUUAUUUAUUUAUUCGACCUUUUUUAGAUCUUCUUUUUGGUUCCUUUUUCUCAAAUUGGUUGAGUGUGCUUUGAUUUUUUUUGAGCAAAAGUUUUUGAGUUUCUCAAGUUCAAGUUUCUUCUAUAUUUCUUUAUGUUCUAUUUCUGAUGAUAAUGAAUUUCAUAUGUGAUUGUGAAUAAGUU